GAAGCAUAACGCUGACCGCCGACCGGCCGAGGUCGAGUAUUCGACACUCAAGAUCUUGCAACGCCUCAAUAUCAAUUUCAGUCGGGUUGUAUCGACUGCUGUCGAUUGCCUGCCCGCUACGCUAGGGACUUGUUGCACGAGAGUCUCUCCGGAACCUGUCUGUCAUACAGGCUUGACGCGCAAGCCGAUGUGGAGUCUACCAACAGACCGGUUCUGCACACCUUGAGAUCCGCUGACAGACGCAUUGACGAGGUACACCAUCAUGGCGGCGCAAAGGGAGCAAAGCAUUGUAGAGAUCACGCACACCUUCCUGGAGAGGCCGACUGCUAAGCAGAAAAUCCUUGCCAAGCUUUUCCAUUCGCAAGACAAUUGCUUCCAGCCGUUUUGCGAGCAUCUCACCCGUGCAGAAUGCGAUGCAGCAAGGCAAUUGGUUGCAACAGCCACAGGCAUCGAUGGCACCUCUUCUGUAGCCAUAAGGAGUUGCAGAAAGCUGCACUUUGAGCCUGUGCUAUAUCCGCAAACCAACCCUUCCCUAGGCCAUUGCAGUUAUUUGAAUACGUGCCAUCGUCUCACAAGCUGCAAGUAUUUUCAUUUCCGGAUAGCUCAAGAUGGACAAACACCCCCCUUUGAGUGGCAAGCGCCAUAUCCCGAAAAUAGCGAGGCAGCAGUCAACGCACCUCUCCGCAACCCGUUGCUUGCACUUGAACGCGCCGGCUUGGCUGACGACUGGGCCAUGCAGGGCCCAGCGCGCGCUCCUGAUGGCGGUCUCCUACCGGCACAGUGGAUUGACUGCGAUCUCAAAACUUUUGACUUCUCCAUACUCGGUAAUGACUGGAACGUCAUCAUCGCUGAUCCACCGUGGGACAUUCACAUGUCGCUACCGUAUGGUACGAUGACGGACGACGACAUGCGCUCGAUGCCCAUACCGUUAUUGCAGAAGGAGGGGCUUAUCUUCCUCUGGGUUACUGGGCGGGCCAUGGAGCUGGGAAGGGAGCUGCUGCGAAUUUGGGGUUACAGGCGCGUCGACGAGCUCGUGUGGGUCAAGAUUGGGCAAACGCAGCGCCUGAUUCGCACAGGGAGGACAGGGCAUUGGCUCAAUCACACCAAAGAACAUUGUCUGGUCGGAGCCAAAAUUCACGCAAGCGCUCAGGGCGCUGGCAAUGCACCGACGGCGCCGUCUGCGCAAGUCAGCAAUGAGCCUGGGGUGCUCAUCUCCGACAUUCUGCCUGCCUGGGUUCACCGCGGGUUUUCCGCUGACGUGAUCGUCUCUGAGGUGCGCGACACGUCGCGCAAACCGGAUGAGUUGUACGGCAUGAUCGAAAAGCUGUGUCCCGGCGGCAAGAAGAUCGAACUGUUCGGAAGGCGAAUGAACUGCAGGCCAGGAUAUCUCACGCUCGGGAAUCAGCUCAAAUCGGAUAAUGUAUUCGAUCCGGUGUUAAGGGACAGGCUGCAAACUUUUAGACAGCAGAAAGUUCAACCGCAUAAUUACCAAGAGCAGUGACAACUUCUCGCUUCAUGACGUCAUAGACCUACAUUGCAGCAAAUAUUGUAGCAUACAUUCACACGGAAUGACCUAACGC
Molecule: messenger RNA, 1580 nt
Organism: Tilletiaria anomala UBC 951
Lineage: Eukaryota; Fungi; Basidiomycota; Exobasidiomycetes; Georgefischeriales; Tilletiariaceae
Product: MT-A70-domain-containing protein
Exons: 2
Coding region: 263-1501 (412 amino acids)
Cellular component (GO): nucleus; RNA N6-methyladenosine methyltransferase complex
Molecular function (GO): mRNA m(6)A methyltransferase activity
Source: RefSeq, a predicted model, not a curated record